AUUACGCAGCCAUCGUAAAAAUUAUUUGAAAAUUUAAAAACAAAGCAAGAAAACUACGCAAUAUAUUGGAUAUAGGCGACUCUAUGCUUACUUGAAGUAGUUGGACCAAGCCCAGAAUGCAGGUUGCAAGACAGCCCCAGCUUGUGGAUGGAAAACUGCCUGUAUUUGUUUUUCCAACCUCGUUGACAUUCUGUACAGAUGAUACAUCCUCUCAUAAACAAAUAUUGACUCUUUACAAUCCAUAUGACUUUGCUCUCAAAUUUAAAGUAUUGAGUACAGCUCCUAAGAAGUACACACUUGGAGACACAGAGGGAACAAUCAAACCACAUUGCUGCGUUGACAUAGUCAUAAGACACACAGACAUAAGUUUACGAAAUGAAGGAGUCAAAGACAAGUUCAGGAUUCAAGUUAUUGAACAUGGGAAAAAGUCUGUAAUAGGUAAAAAAGACAUAAUUUCAACUUUACUUCCUACUAGAGAUAAAUCACCAGCUCUUGAAGAAACGUUCCAGCAGCUACCCCAGUCUGUGCAGUCCUCCACUCCUCAGGUCAAUGCUUCCAAAUAUGGUGCUCCAAAUUCUGGUCCAAGCUUCCUCAUUGUACUCUCUGCCAUAAUAUGCCUGGCUGCUCUUAUGUUGCCCUCACAGGAUGAGAAGGAUUCUAGACUACCAGUGUAUCUCCAUUUAAGUCUUCAUCAGAAACUUAUAGCUGCUUAUGUAUUAGGACUAGUCACAAUGGCUUUACUGAGAAUUUGACCCAAGAUGCUGAAUUUUAGUUAAAUUAUAGUGAAAAGGACUUUAGACUGGGUGUUAUUUAUACAUACAUUUGGAAAUGUGGUAUUUAGGAUAUGCAUGAUGCUGUAUAUUAGUAUAAGGCCACUCAAAGUUAAAUAUAUGUUUAACAUCUCAUCCCUCUUUAGAUUGAAGCUAUGUUUUAGAGAACCAACAAUAUUUUCAUAUGCCUAUAUAUAAUAUGCACUUGUAACAAAUCCUGAAUGACAAAUGAAGCUUGAAAAUUAUUAUCAAAUACCAUAUUAUAGUGUAUGCAUAU
Molecule: messenger RNA, 1047 nt
Organism: Owenia fusiformis
Lineage: Eukaryota; Metazoa; Annelida; Polychaeta; Sabellida; Oweniidae
Source: the annotation of a GenBank genome assembly